GUCACUCGCGCCCGGCGACGACGUGUGUGCUGUGUAGCGGCCCCGACACUAUACGUUUCAAUUUUUGAUUUCCCGAUCUGAAAUGUUCCGGACAUGAGUCGUCUGUAUUAGCAGAUUAGUAAUAAGUUCAAUGUGAUUAGUAAACAACUACGCUACGUUCUCAUACUUUUGUUUAAGCUUAGAGUGAGAUAUACGCCAGCUGGCUGCGUGUAAUGUUUACGCGUCGUGCGCUGGGCGGCACGCGUCGGUGAUCGCGCCGGGCACGCGCCGCACGCUCGUCGUGUCGUGGCGCACGCAGACGACUUGACCUCGAGCUCAUCGUUAGGAGGAGAGAGAGCGAGCCCUUUUUAAUUUUUUUCAGUAAAAGAGCGGCGGCUCCGAGCUGUCGGGCGGCAGCGGCGGCGGCGAGCGCGAGCGCGCGCGGCGCCCCUCCACCUGCCGCGUGGAGAUGGGCGCGCUGCUGGCGGCCGAGCCGCGCCCGCUCGACAACAAAGUCAAGCGGCACAGCAUCCACGGCAUGACGGAGGAGGAGAACGUGGUGCGGCCGCACCAGGAGAUGGCAGUGCUGUCGCUGGACGAGAAGAAGUUCCUGCUGGGCGUGGAGCGCGGCGACGUGGCGGGCACGCGCCGGGUGCUGCAGCGCGCGCGCGACUCGGGCCACGUCAACGUGGACUGCGUGGACCCGCUGGGCCGCAGCGCGCUGCUCAUGGCCAUCGACAACGAGAACCUGGAGAUGGUGGAGCUGCUGCUGGAGUUCGGCGUGGAGACGCGCGACGCGCUGCUGCACGCCAUCUCCGAGGAGUUCGUGGAGGCGGUGGAGGCGCUGCUCGACCGCGAGGAGCGCGCGCGCAAGCCCGGCGAGCCGCACAGCUGGGAGGCGCUGCCGCCGGAGACGGCCACGUUCACGUCGGACAUCACGCCGCUGAUCCUGGCGGCGCACCGCGACAGCUACGAGAUCAUCAAGCUGCUGCUGGACCGCGGCGCCGAGCUGCCGCUGCCGCACGACGUGCGCUGCGGCUGCGACGAGUGCGUGCGCUCGCGGCGCGAGGACUCGCUGCGCCACUCGCGCUCGCGCAUCAACGCGUACCGCGCGCUGGCGUCGCCGUCGCUCAUCGCGCUGUCGUCCAAGGACCCCAUCCUCACGGCCUUCGAGCUGUCGUGGGAGCUGCGGCGGCUGUCGGCGCUGGAGCACGAGUUCAAGACGGAGUACCAGGAGCUGCGCGUGCAGUGCCAGGAGUUCGCCACGGCGCUGCUGGACCACACGCGCACGUCGCACGAGCUGCAGGUGCUGCUCAACCACGAGAAGGGCUCGCCGCAGGCGCCGCUGGCCGAGCCGGGCGCGCCGGAGCGCAUGCGCCUGUCGCGCCUCAAGCUGGCCAUCAAGCUGCGCCAGAAGAAGUUCGUGGCGCACCCCAACGUGCAGCAGCUGCUGGCCAGCAUCUGGUACGAGAGCGUGCCGGGCUUCCGGCGCAAGAACAUGCUGCUGCAGGCGGCGGAGAUGGUGCGCAUCGGCGCCAUGUUCCCGCUGUACGCGCUGGCGUACGUGGCGGCGCCGCACUCGGCGGCGGGCCGCACGCUGCGCAAGCCCUUCAUCAAGUUCCUGUGCCACUCCGCCAGCUACUUCAUGUUCCUGUUCCUGCUGAUCCUGGCGUCGCAGCGCAUCGAGACGGCCAGCGUGCUGUUCAGCGGGCACGGGGCGCCGCCCGCCGCGCCCGCCGCCGCGCCGCCCAACGCGUCCAGCGCGCCGGUGUCGCGCCGCGGCGCGCCGCCCUCGCUCGUGGAGUGGCUCAUCCUGGCCUGGGUCAGCGGCCUGAUCUGGAGCGAGGUGAAGCAGCUGUGGGACAUGGGGCUGCGCGAGUACGUGCUCGACAUGUGGAACGUGAUCGACUUCGUCACCAACUCGCUGUACGUCGCCACCGUCGCGCUGCGCAUCGUGUCGCACUUCCAGGUUUUGCGUGAAAUGUCCCUGGACCUCGAGUGGAACCAGCCGCGCGAGAAGUGGGACGCCUGGGACCCCAUGCUGCUGUCCGAGGGGCUGUUCUCCGCCGCCAACAUCUUCAGCAGCCUGAAGCUGGUGUACAUCUUCAGCGUGAACCCGCACCUGGGCCCGCUGCAGGUGUCGCUCAGCCGCAUGGUGCUGGACAUCCUCAAGUUCUUCGUCUUGGACAUCCUCGUCAUUUUCGCUUUCUCUUGUGGCCUCAACCAGCUGCUGUGGUACUACGCCGACAUGGAGAAGAAGAAGUGCUACACCGGGCCGACGCCGCCGCCCGCCAACGGCACGCUGCCGGACCCCGACGCCUGCGUCGUGUGGCGCCGCUUCGCCAACCUGUUCGAGACCAUGCAGACGCUGUUCUGGGCCGCGUUCGGGCUGGUGGACCUGGACUCGUUCGAGCUGGAGGGCAUCAAGAUCUUCACGCGCUUCUGGGGCAUGCUGAUGUUCGGCACGUACGCCGUCAUCAACGUCAUCGUGCUGCUCAACCUGCUCAUCGCGAUGAUGAACCACUCCUACCAGCUCAUCUCCGAGCGCGCCGACGUGGAGUGGAAGUUCGCGCGCAGCAAGCUGUGGAUCAGCUACUUCGAGGAGGGCGGCACGGCGCCUCCGCCCUUCAACGUGGUGCCUUCGCCGAAGUCCGCCGCGUACGCGUGGCGCUGGCUGCAGCGGCGCCUGUGCGGACAGACGCGCGCCAAGCGCGAGCACAUGCGCACCAUCCGGAGAAAGGCGAAGCAGGCCAACGAGCGAGACUUCAGGUACCAGGCCAUCAUGCGCAACCUGGUGCGGCGCUACGUGACGGUGCAGCAGCGGCGCGCCGAGUGCGGCGGCGUCACCGAGGACGACGUCAACGAGAUCAAGCAGGACGUGUCCGCCUUCCGCUGCGAGCUGGUGGAGAUCCUGCGCAACUCCGGCAUGAACACGUCCACGGCCAACGCGGGCGCGCCGGGCGGCGGCGGCGGCAAGAAGAACCGCCAGAAGGAGCGGCGCCUGAUGAAGGGCUUCAACAUCGCGCCCGGCGGCUCGCUGCCGCCCGUCGAGGAGUUCCUGGCGUCGCUGGAGCACGAGCACGACGCGCACGAGCACCGCGCGUCGCUGUCGGCGCUGCUGGGCCAGCGCCUGCGCGCCAGCCAGUCCAGCCUGUCGGACGCGCCGGCCGGCAGCGCGCGCCGCAAGCCGCCGCAGCACAAGCGCCGCUGGGGCACCAUCAUCGAGGCGGCGCGCGCGGCGCGCGUGUCGCGCCUCAUCGGCCGCUCGCGCUCCGAGGACUCGGUGUGCGACCACGCGCGGCCCUCGCCCAGCGGCAGCGAGCGCUCCGACUCCGGCAGCGACUCGCAGCGCAGCCCCGAGCGGCGCGCCGGCCCGCGGCACCCGCUGGCGGCGCUGGCGGCGCUCAAGCGCAAGCGCAAGAAGUUCUCCGACUCGCGGCGCGCCGACGGCCCGUCCGGCCCGCCGGAGGCGCUGCAGCGCGCCAGCUCCGUGCCCGCGCGCGCGCCGCCCGCGCCGCCGCCGCGCGACGCGCGCCCGCCGCCCUCGGUGUCGCCGUCCACCACGGCGGAGAGCGUGGCGGGGCGGGGCGGCAGCCGCGAGCCGCUGCUGGCCAGCCUGGAGGACGACGCGCUGAAGGACGCGUGCGGCCACUGCGGCUACGAGGGCGGCGAGGGCGGCGAGGGCGGCGAGGGCGGCGAGGGCGGGCAGGGCGGGCGGGGCGCGCGCGAGGCGGACGCGUGCUCGCGCUGCGCGGCGCUGGCGCGGCUGGCGGGCGUCACGCCGCUGCACGGGCACGCGCCGCAGCACUCGGCCGGCUGGCUGUAGCUGCGGGCCAGCUUGCGUCCGCGUGGCCGCUGGCAGAAGCCAGAGCUCGUUCGUUACACCGCGAGUACGUCUAGGGUGACGACUUCUUCCAGUUGUUGUUUAUACAAAUCUAAUAAAAAGGUGUUUAUUCUCAGAUGUUCUCGUUAAAGUACCUCGCCGCUGGAGGGCUAUGCUAAAGGCCUGUGCGUCGUAAAAGAUUCUACUGAUGAAAGGAAAACAAUUAUAAUCAUUUACUUGUAUUAUCAAAUUAUAGUAGGAGUAGGUAUAUUAUGAAACGGUUCUUAAAACGCACAAGCGGUUGCAUAUUGAACUGGAGAAGCGACGAGCCGGUUACCGCCCCGCGGCGUGACCGUAGAUGGUGCACGCACUGACGGUGUGCCAGUAUAUAAUAUUAUUUAUUAGGUAUAUUUCGUUGAGAUCACCGUCGUGGUCGCGGCUCCUCCCGCACCGCAGCCGAGCGCUGGGGCGACCACGGAGCGGACAUAUCUGUAGGUACAGUGCAUCAACGUACGUGUCCUACUACCUGAUACUUACGAGUAGUAGGUAUGUACACUAUACACGAACGAGAACUUUAUAUUGUGUACUUAAUAAAGUACGCGUAUACCUUAUUAGGUACAAACUUGUCGUGGUAAAGUUACAUAUUCUCGUAUGUUACGCGUUACUGUAGAAUGAAUAAAAGGACAUAUUUAUCGAACACCAACUAGUUAAGUAGAUGCAAUUAUUAUAACGUUAGUUAAGUCCAUUUUACACAUGACAUUUUAAUAUACCUAGAUAACAAAUAAAUUAUUAGACGAUAUUAUUGUUAUACAUAGGGUAGCCACGAGUGAGUGCUAGGCGCGCCCGAAGCCGCGCGGCGCGGCAGCAGAUGGCUACGAGCGAUGUGUUCCAGAAGGUUUUCCACGUACGUUAAGUUGUCGUCCGCACACGGAGUAGCAUAUACACUUAGGGGUUAAGGUCGAACAAGAACAAACAGGGAUUUUAUGUGAAACAUGUCCAAUUUACUGAUUACGCUGACUCCGCCGCUGCCGACUCCACCGCCUCCAGCCGCCACACGCUAGGUCGUGGCCCUUCGGACAACGAACGACCGUCAAAGUCGAUAAGUAGUUGCGGUAGCACAAGUGUCCGUGUCUAGUAGUAGUAGCAGAUGUAGAAGUGCACUCCGCAUACGUGUCCGUGAUACUCGUCAGUUCCUACGUUCCGAGUCACGUUUUGCUAUCGCUAUCGGUAUUGUACCAACGACGAAAUGUUUUAGUAAAUUAGGUAGAUGAGUUGAGAUAUUAUAAAAGUGUCGGUGCAGAUUAAAAUAAUUAUUUAUUAGAAUAACUCAUUCGACUUCCUGGCAGUCCCUGUAUAUUGUCAGGUGGUACUCGAAUGUAAGCGACCGUCUGACCUGUAUGCUAAUGGGAUGUUUAAGUAUCGAUAAAAACAAUUUAGAUGCCUAAUGCCUUACCUAUCUGUACCUAUAGACUAAUUACAGCAAGGUUCUAAGUAAUACCUACAACGAAAUCGAUAACAAUACUUACAAUAUUCUUGCAUUGAGUUCCUACAGUUGAAAGCUAGAAGUAGUGUACAUUGGGAGCUUUUAUAUGAACAUUAGAGCUUACCUGGGGAACGGAAGCUCGCCCCACAGCUGCAGCUACGCGAACGCCACGCUACAGCGGCGCUGUGGCACUUUAUUUUAAAACAUCAUGAGCUUAUUACAUAGUCCCGUUAAUUACAAUAUAUUUAGUUUUAAUAUAAAUUAGUUAGCAGUGGCGUAGCGGUGGUGGGGGGCGGGGGCAUAGCCCGGUUGGUCCGGCUCAGUCCGAACGUGACAAUGGAAUUGCUAAAGUCUGUCAUCCAUUUAAGCACAAGAAUACAUCUCCAAUAGCUGCACUGAAGAAUGAAAGUUGCACGUUGCACUGCAGUGAUGUUUGACUCGCUCGGCAGGUGCUGUGUGCUCAUUCCGAAGCAGUGGAUAUAGUUUAACUUGAUUUUCAAUAAGUUGUACGAUAUAAAUUACCUGUUUACGUCCAUUGCAUCAAAUAUUGUAACUAUAAACUAAUUAUUAAAAGCCCCCGAGCAGCGCAAAGCCACGCUACGCCAUUGGUUAAUUAUAAAUAAUUAAUUAGUUACUUAGGUACAAGCAGAUUGAAAGGGACAAAUCGCACACAAAGACGUCAGUCAGUCGGCAGUCGACCGGCUGCGACAAUUGCGACACUUGCGACAGUCGGCGGUGUUCACUGGUCCGGUCGCAGAGCUGCCGAUGUAGUCGCUGUCGUGUCGUGGCAUCGAUUGUCGUAUCGAGUACGAGUAGUAUCACCGGAGGCCUUCACGCGUUCAGUUGUUGCGGCGCGAGCGCCACAUAAUCGAGUUAUAUUUUGUAAAGAGUUGUUGUUUAUUUAUACAAUAUAUUUGUAUAUAACGGUGCGAGGUUUAUAAUAAAAUUAAGCACUUGA
Messenger RNA from Bicyclus anynana (squinting bush brown), 6243 nucleotides. RefSeq names its product transient receptor potential-gamma protein-like. Gene Ontology annotation, biological process: manganese ion transport; regulation of cytosolic calcium ion concentration; calcium ion transmembrane transport. The record is from RefSeq and is a predicted model, not a curated record. The transcript is spliced from 13 exons. Gene Ontology annotation, molecular function: store-operated calcium channel activity; protein binding; inositol 1,4,5 trisphosphate binding. NCBI's taxonomy places the organism in Eukaryota, Metazoa, Arthropoda, Insecta, Lepidoptera, Nymphalidae. The coding region runs from base 449 to 3805 and encodes 1118 amino acids. Gene Ontology annotation, cellular component: membrane; cation channel complex.